AUGGCAGACUCCGGAAUUACAGAGUCGUCGCUCAAGAACGCCCUAACAGAGCGAUUAAAAGCGACUCAUGUAGAGGUCACUGAUAUGUCUGGCGGCUGCGGCCAAUCCUUCACCUCCCUCAUCGUAUCCCCCCAAUUUGCGGGCCUCAACUCGCUGAAGCGUCACCGCGCCGUCAACGCCGCUCUCAAGGACGAAAUCGCAGCGAUCCACGCCUGGAGCGCAAAAUGCCAGACGCCCGAGGAGUGGGAAAGGGACAACGCUAAGAACAGUGGGGUUUCGAAGCCACCGAUGAAUGGGACGGUUAGGGGGAAGGUGGAGGGUACGGAUGCAUGA
Molecule: messenger RNA, 333 nt
Organism: Pseudomassariella vexata
Lineage: Eukaryota; Fungi; Ascomycota; Sordariomycetes; Amphisphaeriales; Pseudomassariaceae
Product: bola domain-containing protein
Exons: 2
Coding region: 1-333 (110 amino acids)
Biological process (GO): intracellular iron ion homeostasis
Cellular component (GO): cytosol; nucleus
Molecular function (GO): 2 iron, 2 sulfur cluster binding
Source: RefSeq, a predicted model, not a curated record